Molecule: messenger RNA, 1167 nt
Organism: Amaranthus tricolor (Joseph's coat)
Lineage: Eukaryota; Viridiplantae; Streptophyta; Magnoliopsida; Caryophyllales; Amaranthaceae
Product: cysteine-rich repeat secretory protein 38-like
Exons: 2
Coding region: 1-1167 (388 amino acids)
Source: RefSeq, a predicted model, not a curated record
AUGGCGUUAGCAGCAUAUUUGCUAUUGAUAAUUGUUACCAUUAUAGCCCAAAAUAACAAUCUUAUCCAUGGUGCAACUGAAGGGUUCGAUGAUAUUGUUAAUCAAUUGGGCAUAGGCAAUUCUUCGAGCACUCCAAUAAACCUAAGCUACCAAAACAAUGUACUCUCACUUAUCUCAACUUUCAUCGAUGAAUCCCCACACGGAUUUUUAAAUACAUCGACAAGUUCAGCUAUUGAUAGAGCAUAUGGUUAUUAUCUUUGUCGAGGUGAUCUUAGUUCUAAAAGAUGUCGCGAUUGUUUGAAAGGAAUAAGAAAAUUUAUGGUUGAACAAAUGAUCCUUGGUUACUACUCGAAUGGUUUCGUAUACAACAUGCAUAUUCAAUGUGUUGUGCACUAUGCAAAUAGCUCGAGCUUGUUGGUGUAUAAGGAAAAUAGCUUUAUCACUGGUUCGAAUUUUGGAGACGAUUUAGUACAUUACAAGCAGUAUAAUACAACAUUGUUGAAUGCUUUCCAAGAAAUGGAAAGGCAAGGGAGAGUAGGCAAUUGGACAAAGGAUAAUUAUGCAAGCAAAGUAGUUGCAGCUGUUGAUCAGAAAAUUUACAUGUUAGUUCAAUGUAGGCCUGAUAUAUCUGCGAUCAAUUGUAGUAAAUGUAUAAGUGAUUUACAUUCUAAUUUUACGCCUUUUAAAAUUGGUGGUACAAUUCUAGGUCCUAAUUGUUUCAUCAAGUAUAACAAUGAGUCUUUCUUUGGAAAUGGAAAUCGUAGUUAUAUGCCAAGGGCAUAUGGCAAUUACACUAAAGGCAGUGUGUACAACCAAAAUCUCAACCAACUUUUCACUACCUUUUCUUCUCAAUCCUCGAAUCGAAAAUUUUAUAAUUCCACAAUCGGUUCCAAUCCAAAUCGAGUAUAUGGUCUCUAUCAAUGUCGAGAAGAUCUAAAUCUCGAUUUGUGCAAGGUGUGUAUUCAAGCAGCAACGCGCAAAAUCGUCCAAGUCUGUUCGGUUUAUGGAGAAGCAAUUGUUUGGUACGAUGAAUGUAUGUUAAGGUACGCAAAUCGUACAAUUUUCUCCGUGUAUGAGAUAAGUCCUAGGGGUUUUUUAUGGCAGCAACAAAACAUGUCGAAAGAUACACAAUUUGUUCAUGUUAUGAAUAGUAGUAUACUAAUGUGA